AUGGGACGCAUCAACAGCGGCGAUGGUGUAGAGCACACGACGCCCAACGGCGCUGCGAAUGGGGUGGGAGCGAAACGGCCGGUGGUGGAUGGGCAGAGGGAUGGGUUUAUGGGGUUAUGGCAGGGACAGAAGAGUACGGUGAUUGUGUUUGUUCUGACGGUGCUGUUUUUGAUACAUUAUAUCGCGAGACCACUACUCCCACCGACAGCGACAGAACUUGCCACGCAAAAACCGUCAAACCUACACGUGGUCAUACCGGCGAGCAAAGCGGACCCCAACUUGUGCAAAGUCCUCCUCAGCGCCGCAAUCCUCGGCUACCCGAGUCCAGCCAUCAUCAACUGGCAGAAGGACUUCAGCGACGGAAGUCUCGUGGAAGGCGGUUCCCACCUGGCGAAAAUCUCCGGUGUCUACGAGUACCUCGCCUCCUUUGACGAGACCCACGAGGACGACCUGGUGCUCAUGGUCGAUGGCUUUGAUAUCUGGUUUCAACUCCGGCCGCAGACGCUGAUUGAUCGGUAUUUUGACGUUAACCGGAGAGCGGAUCAGAGGAUUCGCAACGAGCUGGGGCCGGCGGCUGAGAAGUAUGGGAUUAGGCAGGAGAUUAUCUUUGGGUGUCAGAAGAGGUGCUGGCCGUGGACUUUUGACGACCCGCCUUGUUAUGCUGUGCCAGAGUCGAAUUUGCCGAAGGACAUCUAUGGGCCUGAGACGGAUACUGACGUUGGAAACGAAGAGAAUCCGUACAUCAAGUACAGGCAAAGGUUCUUAAACUCUGGAGUCGGCAUGGGCACUCUUCGUGCGAUGCGGAAGAUGUUUGGGCAGGCGCUGGCGCAGGCCGAGAAGGAGCGAAACUUCGGCAGUGAUCAGUUCAUCUUCAGUCAUAUCUUCGGCGACCAGCAAGUGUGGCGGGAGGUCUUACGGCGUGACUCCAUGUCUGCCAGGCAGAAGAUGCAGCACAAGUGGCGUGGCCCACCGGCAAAUCGCAAUUACAACGAAAAGCAUCUGACAGAAGUGGUCGAGAAAGCAAAGACUCGCGAGGACGGCAACUUCGAGUUCGGCAUUGGCGUGGACUACGAGAGCAAGAUCGGGCUCAAUACCGUCUUCGCCGAAGACGACACUGAGUGGGUGCACUUCAACGAUGAAGCGCAGCUCCGCGACGUCCAAGCAUCUCGCAGUAUUGACCCGACCACUGGCCAUCUACAAGGCAUCGAAGCAGAUAUCGACGCCUCCCUACCGCCUUUCUGGACCUUCUCCUACGAAAAAGACCUCCCGCGCUGGACCAGCUGGCGCAACGUCUCCCUCUUCACCGACGUCUGGACAGGUGUCACUCCAGCGAUCAUCCACCACAACGCCCACCGCAACGGCCUCAAAUCGCUGCGCGAAACGUGGUGGCCGAACAUCUGGUUCCAGAACCACUCGCGAACGCUGCUGGAUGCACAUAUCUACGCGCCUGUGGUGCCGAUUGCCUACUCGGGGUAUGAUAAUGCUACGGCGCGGGAGUUCUGGCCUUACGACAUCUGGAAGGGAGGGGCGAGGAAUGGGUAUGCGGCGUUGGGGUCUAGUGGGGGAGACAACUGGAUCAAGUUUGAUGAUGUUUGUGAGGCGUAUCAUGAGGAGAUCUGGCGGGAUGGGAAGGGCGCUUGGGUAUUGCCGUUGGUUCAUUGA
Saxophila tyrrhenica is the source of this 1662-nucleotide messenger RNA. RefSeq lists its product as uncharacterized. The transcript is spliced from 2 exons. Lineage: Eukaryota; Fungi; Ascomycota; Dothideomycetes; Mycosphaerellales; Extremaceae. Bases 1 to 1662 code for a protein of 553 amino acids. The record is from RefSeq and is a predicted model, not a curated record.